AUGAACGCCAAUGACUUAUCGUGGCCAACCAUGAAAGAUUUGUACUCCCAAAUCAACCAGCAAGACCCCGUCCUUGCCACAUACAUCGUGCCAGUCACUCUCCUAAUAGCAGGUUAUUUCAUACUCCAACAUGUAUCCGGCAGGAAGAAUGACUCUGUCCAAGAACCGCCUGUCGCAUCCUACUGGAUCCCAUACUUUGGUCAUCUUUUCGGGUUCCUUUUCGACCCUGGCCGACUAGUGCGCGAUCUAAAAAAGAAGUAUCCCGACUCGCCAUUCACUUUGAUAAUGAUGGGACACAAGUUUCACAUCUACAACUCGUCCGAGGUGAUUGCGCAUGUCUUCAGCCGCUCUCGCGAAUACUUGUUUCAUCCCAUCGUCGCUUCGAUGAUGGAAAACGGCUUAGCGAUGCCGAGAUCUGACCAGGUCAAAUUCGAAGUACCUAUUGCCGAGUAUUCGAGUGAUCAGAAGGAGUCGCGGGCCUUUGUUGAGGCAAACCAUACCGUUUUCGUUAAGAACCUGAGUGGUCAUAGUCUGACGACUACGAUGCGAGAGUAUAGCAAGCAUUUCGCCAAGGCAUUGGAGGAAGCUUUCCCCGAAGCGAUCGUAGAUGGAAAUACCUCAAUCAAUUUGCAUGACAAGUUGGAAAGAGUGAUAUUCUUUGCUUCGUUAAACACGUUCUUCGGAAAGCGGUUGCAGGCGAACUAUUCAGAGAUGUUUGAAGAUUUCCGAGCCCUUGAAAAAGCGCUAUAUGUUGGGGUACGCUCGAAUCUGGCUUUCCAGUUAAAUCCACGUGCAGAAAAGGCUCGUGCUCGACUACUAGACCAUUUUGAUGCCUGGGUUGACGUUGAACUGGGAGACUGGGGAGAUGAAGAUGUAGCGUGGAAUGAAAAAUGGGGGAUGAGACUGAAUUGGGAACGAGAAAGGCUUCACCGGGAGCAUGAUUUUACGCGGAGGGGGCGUUCAUGCUCGCAUGCUUCGUUUUUAUAUGUAAUGAACACAAACUCAGGGCCAUUGACAACAUGGUUCUUGACAAACAUACUCCAGUCCCCUACUCUCUUGUCUCACUUCCAAGCUGAAUGUCAAAAGCAUGUACUCCACUCAGAUAAAAAGAACAUUGGAUUCGACCUUCCAAAGCUGAGAGCAAGUCCCUUGGUACAAGGGAUAUGGAAAGAAUCUCUACGACUCGGAUCCGUCAAUGCAGUUGCGCGAGUGCUAGCCAAAGACAUUGAACUAAAAGGAUAUUUACUCAAGCAGGGAAGCGUCAUCCUCAUCCCGGUGCAACUAUUGCACUACAAUACUGACGUAUUCCCGGAUCCCGAAAGAUUUGAUCCUCAGCGAUGGGUUUUUGACGAAAGCAAUAACGACGCGGCAGUGAAACAGAAGCAAAUGAUGGCACAUUUGCGGCCCUUUGGCGGUGGCGGUGGUAUUUGUUCUGGCCGUUUUGUAGCGGAAGAAGAGGUCAUUCUUGCAGCGGCCACGUUGGUGAUGAAAUACGACUUUGUCAUGCAGAAUAAAGUUGAAUUGCACCCGAUGGCGCUGGGAAUUAUGUCGCCAAAGAAGGGUGUUUGGGUGAAGAUGCAGACUAAGAAAUGA
Molecule: messenger RNA, 1593 nt
Organism: Talaromyces rugulosus
Lineage: Eukaryota; Fungi; Ascomycota; Eurotiomycetes; Eurotiales; Trichocomaceae
Exons: 2
Coding region: 1-1593 (530 amino acids)
Molecular function (GO): iron ion binding; heme binding; oxidoreductase activity, acting on paired donors, with incorporation or reduction of molecular oxygen
Source: RefSeq, a predicted model, not a curated record